This is a messenger RNA of Aspergillus sclerotioniger CBS 115572, 4080 nucleotides long. RefSeq names its product putative dynactin. The record is from RefSeq and is a predicted model, not a curated record. The transcript is spliced from 2 exons. Bases 1 to 4080 code for a protein of 1359 amino acids. Lineage: Eukaryota; Fungi; Ascomycota; Eurotiomycetes; Eurotiales; Aspergillaceae.
AUGGCUGACUUAUCUCCCGGCCAUGUGGUCACUCUAACCGACGGUCGGCAGGCCACCGUUCGGUUCGUUGGGACAACACAUUUCGCUGUGGGUGAGUGGAUAGGCAUUGAAUUGGAUGAGCCUACCGGGAAAAACGAUGGAGCUGUCCAAGGGGAGCGAUACUUCGACUGCAAGCCAGGAUUUGGCAUGUUUGUCCGGCCAACUGCUAUCGCCGCAGUCGUUGAGCAGCCCGCACGACCGACCAAGCCAGCGGCUCCUAAGGGGAAUGCCAACAACCCGCCAGCGAACCGAAGUCGCGCCCAGAGUGGUGUCAUAACAGGGAGCUCAGGUCUUAAGAGGCCGACGUCUUUGUCGUCUGCGAAUACGAAGAGACAUAGCGCCGGUGCUGCGAGUCCCACGGCGGCCCUGAGAAAUGCCGCCCAGCGCUUGUCGACAAAGUCUCCUACGAAGUCGCCGACCAAGACAACCUCCACACCUCUCUCGAACAGAUCUUCCGCAAGCAGCACACCGCGGCCGUCCGCGGUGACAGCGAAGACUCGGCCAUCCGUCAGCUCCAAGUCUUCUAUGGGCCCUCCUCCACCUUUGGCAGCAACCCCUCGCACAUCACGACCUUCAAUAUCUGCUCCGGCAAGCAGAGCGGGCAGACCGAAUAUCCAGGCUACCUCGUCGGCGCCCUCGGGGUUGUCUAAGCGCCCCGUCUUGCGGCCAACGGGUUCAAAUAAGUUCUUGGAAGAAGCAGAAAGUGGAUCCAGUCCUCAGUCGGAGGACUUUGAGACGAGUCCGCAUGAUGUCGAGGAAGAAGUUCCCGAUGACGUGGACAUGGCUCCCAAGUCUACGAGACCGACAUUGCGAACAGGAACCACCAACCAAAGACCACCGCCAACUUCAUCACAUCGCCCAUCAAUCAGUGGUAAUGGCGUGGCAAGGGAGCUUGACGAGCUGAAAACCAAACUGCGCGUGAUGGAAAAGAAACGGACUGAUGACCGAGAGAGGCUGAAGACCCUGGAACAACUGCAAUCGGAACGGGACAAGUUCGAAGCAAUCAUCCAAAAGCUGCAGGCGAAAUAUCAGCCGCAACAGCUCGAAAUCACCGAGCUGCGGAAAAAGUUGAAAGACUCAGAGGCGAGACUCGAGGAGGUUGAAAGACUUCAGGCGGAGCAUGAUUCACUCAUGGAGAUGGCUGUUCUGGACCGUGAAAUGGCUGAAGAAACAUCGGAUGCGUUCAAGCAUGAGUGCGAGACCUUGAGAUUGAGGGUUGAAGAGCUUGAGCUAGAAGCCGAGGUUUUGCGAGAAGAGAACGAGGAGCUGGGCCAGGUCAUGAGCCUGGAGGAAAAGUCGAGCCAUGGAUGGUUGCAGAUGGAAAGGACAAACGAGCGUCUCCGAGAGGCACUCAUCCGUCUCCGUGAUAUGACCCAGCAGCAGGAGUCCGAGCUCAGAGAUCAAGUCAAGGAACUCCAGCAGGAUUUGGAGGAUUAUGCUGCCAUCAAGUCGAAAUACGAAUCUACGAAAGAGAAACUGCUUGUAUCGGACAAUAAUGUGGAAGAGCUCAAGCAGCAGUUGGAGACUGCGCUGGGAGCCGAGGAAAUGAUCGAGGAGCUUGCAGACAAGAACAUGCGGUACCAGGAAGAUAUCAACGAAUUGAAGGCUGCCAUCGAGGACCUAGAGGCCUUGAAAGAGAUCAACGAUGAACUCGAAUACAAUCACAUCGAGACGGAGAAACAGCUGCAGGAAGAGAUCGACUAUAGGGAAGGACUCUUCAACGAGCAGAGCCGGCGCAUCGCCCAGCAAGAUGAAGUCAUUGAUGACUUGGAAUAUACUCUGGUCCGCUUUCGAGAGCUGGUCUCUAAUCUACAAGGGGACUUGGAGGACAUGCGAGCAUCACAACAGAUUUCUGAAGCCGAGGCUACAGACCUUUCAUCGCGUUCUCGAACCAUGAUGGACCUCAACCUGAAGCUUCAAGCCUCUGUUGCGAAGGCGCAGACCAAGACAAUCGAUAUUCAACUCAGUCGCAUGGAUGCAGAGGAAGCAGCACAGCACUUGGCCAUUACAAAAUUGUAUCUCCCCGAGUACUUCGAGAGCGAGCGAAAUGCCGUUCUUGCGCUUCUCCGCUUCAAACGUGUUAGCUUCAAGGCGACAUUGAUGACCAACACUUUCCGUGAAAAGGUUUCAGACCAGGCAUCCGUAUCUACGCCCCUGGAGGAUCUCUUUAUUGCGCAUGAUGUCAUGGAGAAGCUGUUGUGGAUUGCUUUUCUCUGCGACCGGUUUGUGAACUACAUCACCAACUGUUCUGCCGAAGGAUUUGAAAGCAUCAAAGGCGCAUUGUUUGAGAUGGAGCCGGUUGAGCGCACAUUGAACUUCUGGUUAGAAUGUCUGAAGAAAAACGAGGUGAACAUGAAGAAGUGUUCUGUUGAACUGCAACGAUCCAUCGCCCUUCUAUCCCAUCUCGCCGAGACUCUUCUUCCAGCUUCUUUGGAGACUUUUGCCGACGAACUGUGCAUGCGCUCAAUGUUGGCCCAGUCCUACAUCGACCAUACUGCGUCUGCCAUAUCUCGUCUUAAGUCGUUGUAUCAGUCGAAGCUCGUGGCUUCGGAAGGGGCCGACGAGGAGCACACGUUCAUGUACAACAAGAUGGAAGGACUCGUAUCUCAGGCCCGCGGCCUCAAAGUUGCAAUGGGGAAAAUCACCCGAGCCCUCGAGGACCUUCGGUCGAGAUCCCUUGCACUCUCACAAGACGUUGUUGGGCCAUUCAAGCAGGCCGAAGAGGCUGCCAAGGACUUGUCUGAUCUGACUCGCCAGAUCGGAGAGAACAUCGUCUUUCUCGUCAUUGAUGAGAGCCGCACGGAACCUCUGACCUUGGAUGAAGUAUUGAACACCAUGUCUCAAAUAUCAACCCUCUACGCCCAGCCUUCGGAGACGGGAAGUGAAAGCAGUGACACGAUGUCUCUUAUUGGCAACAGACUUCGCAGUCUGGGCGGUCUCCUAGAGGAGCUCGACUCCAUCGCGUCUGACUUGUCAAUCACAACCGAAUUCGAGAGACGUCCUUCCCCUUGGCUUGUCCGGGCCGAGGAGCUGAAGUCCAACAAGACAGUUUCCCCUGAUGCAGACGAAGAAAUCCGUCGCCUCAAGAACGAGAUUCACGAAGCAUCGACCGCACUGGGUGUCAAGGAUAAGACCAUCGAGGAGCAAGCUAUCAAGGUAGAACUCGUCGAAUCCAGAAUGCGCGAUGCAAGCAAAAAGGCAUCUAUGGUCAAGGACCUUGAAGCCGAGAUUGAAAAGAUACGAGCGCGAGAGUCAGAGCUAGAGGGAACCGUGGACAAGCAGCGCAAGGACCUGGAAGCUCUCGAAGUGGAGCGAGACGAUAUCAAAAACCGACUGGAAAAAGUCAAACGCAUCUCCGGCACAACCGGGGCCACCGCAACAGAAGGGGUUGUCGUCGACGUUGGCGUUUCUCUGGCCACUAUGCGGGAGAACGAAGCUCUCCGGGCCGAAGUCGAGAGCCUCCAAGCUGCUGUACGCUAUCUUCGCGAAGAGAACCGACGGUCCAACAUGCUCGAUCCGUUCUCCGUGCAACGCUCCGCCGAGAUGUACUCUUGGCUUGAUGUGCCUCUCACAGAAGCCCAUACAACACCCCAGGAAGAAAAGAUCCAACACACCGCCUCCGAAAGCAGAGAGGUCUUUACCCAUCUGCUGAAGCUAACCAAGGACUCCAACAUCUGCGAUCUCAAAUCCACCAUGACCCAAGAGAACGGCAACCGCGUCGGCUGGCGCCCUUCGAAGACCAAGCUCCGAUACCAGGUCCUCAAACAGCGGGAGAACUUCGAACGCUGGGCCGAAUGGCGCGACGAAAUCAUCAGCCACGAACGAGAACAAGACCGAGUGGCCACAGCUAAAAAAGAACGACUGGCUCGUGGGCGCCUACGCGGCCAUAUGCCACGCAAUUCCGCCUACGGGGCCGACUUUCCUCAGGGCGUGGGCCACAGUAUGAUGGGUCGAGCAUGGCAGAUCAUUGGAAUGGAGCAUGAGGGCCGUAAAGCCGCUGCCGAUCGACCGAUCGAACCAUCGCUGGCGCCGUCAUUCUAA